This is a messenger RNA of Syngnathus typhle (broad-nosed pipefish), 5649 nucleotides long. RefSeq names its product interleukin 1 receptor accessory protein-like 2 (gene il1rapl2). The transcript is spliced from 19 exons. The coding region runs from base 1017 to 3215 and encodes 732 amino acids. Gene Ontology annotation, biological process: signal transduction. The record is from RefSeq and is a predicted model, not a curated record. NCBI's taxonomy places the organism in Eukaryota, Metazoa, Chordata, Actinopteri, Syngnathiformes, Syngnathidae.
GUGUAGUUGAUCUGUGACAUAAGCGUAGUGGCCCCUUUCUCACAUCUUCCUCGUCCUCUCAUCAUCCCGUAAGGUCCGAUAUGGCGGAAAGAGAAGACAUCAACACUCUUUUCUCUUCCUCCCCCCUGCUCCCAUCUUUAGAAGAAGAAAGCUAAAGAAGUGACUCGAGGCUUCUAACAGCUUUUUUCCUUACAGGAGAUUAUUCGAAAGACAGCUUCAAGCACAGAAUGGAGUGAAGAGGAGAAGACUUUUACUUAAUUUUACAAGCAUCUCUACGUGGAUUUAGGAAGAAAAAUAUAUUUGGAAAACGCUGACAGCACGUCUAAAGCAAUAGAACUUGGGGGUUGUCAUGGUUCGACGUAUUUUUGGAGUGUUUGGAGCGAUAUCAGCGCGCACUUUUGCGUGAAACAAGACCAGGAACUGCAUUUUGACAUUUUGGAAUAUAACGGAGGGAAGUGACUACGACUCUUACAACACGUUGCUCGUGUAUUGACUGCCAGUUAAUUAGCCUAUCAUUAGAUUUCAGCUGCUCAAGUGAGGAAUGAGAACGAUUACGCAUUUAGAAUGACGAGCACAAAGUUUUUUUCUCCCAAAAUCAAUAUCAGCGCUCUGUCCGAUCAUCCAUCAGUAUUUUUCUCAUGUAAAAUCCUCCGUGCAUUUGGGCUGCGUAAAAGUGGACAGACUGCUCCAGCGUAAUGCGCGGGCAACGAAGGACCGACCAGUGUCACUAUCAUAUUCAAGAGAAGAGCGGAAAAAAGGGAGAGGCUUUAGAAAGGGAUUUUUGGAACCCAGAAAGUUCUGUCAGAGGUUCCUAGUGCCUCUUUGGGAGAAGGGGGCGAGAGGACGCGACCUUCUGAAGGGGGAACAUUUGGCUGCAGCGGUGAAAAGAGCGGAGGGGGGUUGGAUUAUUAAAAAAAUAUAUAUAAGAUACUGCCCAGGUCAAGAUUUUAAUUGUCAUCCGUUUGGGGACUCUGCUUGCAGCUCUGACAUAGCAGGUCCCGGUCGAGAGGAGAGCGAUGAAGACGUCACUCUUUCUACUACUCCUCAUCCUCACCCUCCUUGCCUCAGGAGCCAGCAGUGAUGUCAAGUACAUUUCUAAGAGAAACUCUGUUGAUGGGUGCAUCGACUGGUCGGUGGAUCUUAAGGAGUACCAUGUUCUGGCCGGCGAGCCAGUAAGGGUGAAAUGUGCCUUGUUCUACAGUUAUAUCCGGACCAACUACACCAUGGCCACCAACGCCAAACUGCGUCUCAUCUGGUACAAGAACAAAGGGGAUGCUGAGGAACCCAUCAUCUUCUCAGGCCAUAGGCUGAGUAAAGAAGACGAUUCCAUCUGGUUCAGGUCUGCUGAAAUGGAAGAUAAUGGUUUCUACACUUGUGUACUAAGGAACUCUACAUACUGCAUGAAGGUGUCUAUGUCUAUGACUGUAGAGGAGAGCGAUGAGGGGAAAUGCUUCAGCAGCAAUAUCCGCUAUCUGGCGAAAGCUGAGGUUACCCAUAGCAAAAUGAUCACAUGUCGUGAUAUCGAUGAUUAUUUGGCUCCAUACAAACAACCUCAAAUGACCUGGUACAAGGAGUGUGAGCGGGUUGAAUGGAGAAGUUCAAUUAUCGGCAAUAAUACACACAUCUGGAUCCCUGAGGUGGAGGAGGAAGAUGGGGGGAAUUACACUUGUGAGUUGCAGUAUGGAUCCAGACUGGUACGGAGGACAACACAGCUCAAAGUCACAGCUCUCCAGACCACCCAGCCACCUAAAGUCCUUUUUCCCCCGGAGAGACAAGACACAUUUAUUGAGAUCACACCUGGUUUGCCUCUCAGUCUGGACUGCAAGGCAUUUUUUGGCUACAGUGGAGAAAACCGCAGACCUAUCAUCUACUGGAUGAAAGGAGAGAAGUUUGUUGAAGAACUUGCUGGACACAUUAAAGAAAGUGAUGUCAGGAUUUUAAGGGAACAUUUAGGCGAAAAGGAAGUCCAGCUGUCCUUGACUUUUGACGCCAUCGAGGAGACUGACCUGGCUAAUUACACCUGCUACGUGGAGAACCACAUUGGGAGGCGCCGCGGGAGUGCCAUACUGCUGAAGAAAGAUAUGUAUCGUUUGGAGUUGGCUGGUGGUCUGGGUGUCAUAUUGCUGCUGCUGGGAGUCCUAACGGCCCUUUAUAAAUGCUACAACCUGGAAAUUAUGCUAUGCUACAGGAGACAUUUUGGCAGUGAUGAAACUGAAGAUGAUAAUAAGGAGUAUGAUGCCUAUUUGUCCUACACCAAGGUGGAUCUGGACUCUUUGUGCAGAACUAGCAGUGAUGAGGAAACUUUUGCUUUGGAAAUCUUGCCUGACAUCUUGGAGAAACACUAUGGAUACAAGCUCUUUCUUCCAGACAGAGAUCUCAUUCCGAGCAGUACAUACAUUGAGGACCUCGCUCGUAGUGUGCUGCAGAGCAGACGGUUGAUCAUCGUUUUGACACCAGAGUUUGUGGCCAAGAGAGGUUGGAGCAUCUUUCAGAUAGAAACACGCCUCCAUUCCAUGCUGGUAACUGGGGAAAUCAAGGUAAUCAUGAUAGAAUGUGCAGAUCUGAAGAGUGUAAUCAACUACCAAGAGGUGGAAGCACUUAAACAUACAAUCAAGGUUUUAUCCAUCAUCAAUUGGAGAGGUCCCAAAAGCAAUGAACUGUCAUCCAAGUUUUGGAAACAGGUGGUCUACGAGAUGCCCGCUAAACGAAGAGAGACUUUGUCCCGACGUCAGGUGAUGGACUCGGGAGAGCAGGGGCUCUUUGGAGAUCUACAAACAUCUGUCUCUACCAUUGCCAUGACAACCACCUCAGCAUCCCUGGUGGCUCCAAGUGAGAAUCGGCAUGGACAUCAUCAGGUUUCCUUGGCAACAGAGAUCCCUGACUACAACCAGAUGACCUUGCCUAUUGGAGGGGGUCACAUGGCUACCGCAGCCCAAAUGAGGCACUUUUGCCGUAGCUACGAGUUUCAUCUUCCCACGCAGCCACCUGCCCUGUCGCCUCCCCUCCCACCUCCGUCUACCAUGCAGUUCUCCACUCUGGGCCCUGGGGGGCGCCACGUCUACUGCAAUAUCCCUAUGACAAUUCUAAAUGGACAGGGGUUCAGGGCAGUUGACUGGGGCAGAAGAGGUUUCUCAGAGCAGCACACUUGGAAAGAAGCCCGAUCUUCACCUGAACAGCACCUUUGUCCCACUCACCAGCAGAGAACUAAGCUCUGAUAUCUGGUAGAAGCAUUGCUUUACUGAUGCUGGACUAAAGACUACUGGUUUACAAAGAAAUUCUCACUGACUUGGGACAAAGCUUUUUGGACCUUCUACAAAAGUGAUUUACGGCCUCUUCAGCCCAUGCUGUGAUCAUAAACUGCUCACAUAUUCUAAAACGUAUGGACCGGACAAGAUCCGGACUGCUUACAGAUCACCACAGACUGAUUGAUUAAACUGAUUGUAUAUUUGUAUUGCCCCAAGCACUGAACUACAGACCGAUAUAAAGUUGGAUUUAAAAGGCUUCCAAUACAGGUAGAUAUGCCACUGAAAAUGUGCAGCCUCAUUAGAAGCAUGGACAUGUUGGAUCUGUUGAUGAUUUGAAUAGUAAAUGUCCUUGAGAAAGAUUCAGCAUAUUUAAACAAUAUGAAGUCAUCCACCAGCCAUGGGGAUAUAAUAGGGUCGCACUGAAAAGAGAGAAAUAAAAUGACAGGACUCAAGUCAUAAUACUGUUCUUUUAAUGAGUGGCUGUUAAAAUUCGUACACAACCCAAAUGCCACCGUUUUUAUAUUUAACCCUAUUCUCAAUAUAUUUUGACUUGGUAGACCUAAUACUCCUUUACAGUGUUGGACUUUGGGUAGAAAAAAAAUGGUUGGUCUGGACAUCUGAUAUUUUUUAGAACCUUAACAAUUUGGGAUGUUUGGUUGAGCUUUCAAAAUCAAUGUCCCGCAUAGUCAGGUCAUAAAAUGAAAGAUCUCAACAACCUCGGGACACCAUUCCAUUCUAAUAAAUGCAUAAAUGUGUUAUACUGGCUAUCAGGUUCUAACCGUGUACUUCCACGGAAGACGAAAAUUGAUUAAUUUCAUCAAUUAAAGAAAAUUAAGAGGCAAAUGAUGGCGACAGCAGUGACCGACUGAUUAGCAUGUACACCUCACGGUUCAACGGUCGGGGGUUUGACUUUUGCCUUCCUUUGUGCAGUUUACAUGUUCUCCGUGUACCUACAUGGGUUUUCUUCAGGUAAACUGGCUGCCUCCUAUAUUCUAAAAAAUAAAAGUUAGGUUCAUUGAAGAAAUAACCUUGCCAUAGAGUCCAAUCUAGAUUGUAACCCUUUUGCCUGAAACCAGCUGGAACAGGCUCCGUCCGGAACAGCCUCAACAACAUAGAAAGUGAAUGGAUGAUGGCUACAACUGUAAAGUCAGUCAGGUGGUACACAUUCAUUUAAACUUCAUCCAGAUUAUUUAUUUGUUGGGGAAAGAGGGUAGCAAUGUAAAAGAGAAGCCACUUCAGUGUUCAGCUGGUUGAACUUGUGAAGCGAUGAACUGAAUAACCUUUACCCUCAAUCUGAAGGUGCGAAGGACAUGGCUUUUUCUAUUUGCAUGAUCACCCGUUUGGAUAUAUAUAUAUAUAUAGUGUAUAAACAAAAAAGAUUUUAAAAAAAUAGGUCGAUUAAAUGACAUAAUCAUUUGUCGCAGCUUCUUUUAACUUGGGAGAAUGGUGUUUAAUCGAUGGGGUGACAGAGCAAGAAAAAGUCUGGUUCUCCUAAAAGUUAUGAUUUUUAUGAUUUGUUUUGUUUGGCUUUGUUGACAGUUUUUUCCUUCUAUAACUGGUGAGUUUUACUUGUCUUAGUUUUAAAUGUUGGUUUGUUACAAUAAUCUCUGUACAGCUUCAAUAAUGUACACAUAUACUAUCUUGACAGGAGUGACUUUUUUUCCCCUACCAUUUCUGUUCCAUGUCAUUUUGUUUAACUUUCAAGAAGGAUCACUCAGUCAACAGGGAGUGCCACAGCAUUGUUUGUCAGAAGCAGGGCGAACAAAUGCAGCUUGGACCAGGGUUUAUUGAAGGGUUAGGGUUAGGGUUAGGGUUAGACACAGGGGGGACAGAGGCUCAUGGACAGCGGGCAGGAAAAUGGAAGUCCACUCGGACCAGAAACAGAUACAGGAACAGGUUCUGACCGUGAGCCUCCACACGAGACCGGGGGGAAUGGAUGAGCAGGACAGGAACAACAGGAGCGGAAACAGACGGGAAGUAACAGUAGACACCGACAGGGAGAAACACACGGGCAGGGCUUAAAUACACAAGGUAACAGAUCAUUAUGGUGAUGAAAGGGGCGUGGCUGAGGGAAGUUGCUGGCUGAGUGUCCAAUGGCACGGGCACGUGACAUUGUUCUUUGAGAGCUUUAAGAAAUAAAACAGAUUAUUCUCAUUAUUACCGUGAUAUUUAAGCAGAGAACCUGUUUUGAAUUUAUGCAAAAAUUCUGUCAUCGUCUUUACAGAAUAGAACCAAUGAAUUCUGGAUAUUUGAGAUUAUUUGAUACAAUAAUUAUCAUUUAGUUGGAUGGAUGUUCUAUCCAAUGGCAAUAUAAAGUCUAGUGGUUGUCUUUUGAUUUACAAAAAUUGUGUUGAAUAUUCUUUGAAUAUACUGGUUGGAAUAAUUUAAAUAAAAAUAAAAAUCA